This is a messenger RNA of Cuscuta campestris, 2215 nucleotides long. Lineage: Eukaryota; Viridiplantae; Streptophyta; Magnoliopsida; Solanales; Convolvulaceae. The record is from the annotation of a GenBank genome assembly.
CGCAAUCGAUUCAAUUUGGGCAUUUUAGGUGAGAAAUAAACGGGUUGGGAGCGCACGUCCCACAUUUCGAGCAAAGUGGCGAAUUUCCAGGGCACACACUUUCUUUCCUUCUUUCUUUCUUUCUUUUUAAAUCUCUUCGUUUCUCCGUGCUUCUUCUCUCCGGGAGACCACCGGCGACCGUUAUGUAAAAGAAAGGAAAAAUAAUAAUAAGCUCCGGGCAAGAACUUUAAUCAAUGGCUUUCACGAGUGCUCUCCGCCGGGCUCUCAUUUUCAGUGCUUUGCUGUUCUUCACCGUCUGCUUCGCCGGUGACCGAUUCGUCUACUUCGAGUUGGAGUGCUCCUACGUCACUCAGUCUCCACUCGGUGUUCCUCAGCAGGUGAUUGCAGUUAAUGAGAAAUUUCCUGGUCCUGUUUUAAAUGUUACAACUAAUGACAAUGUGGUGGUUAAUGUGAGGAACAACCUGGAUGAAGAUCUUCUGGUUACUUGGUCGGGAGUUCAUAUGUGGCGUUCUUCUUGGCAAGAUGGAAUUCGGGGUACAAAUUGCCCUAUCCCGUCGCGAUGGAACUGGACCUAUCAGUUUCAGGUCAAGGACCAAAUUGGGAGUUUAUUCUAUUUUCCAUCCACAUUAAUGCAGAGAGCAUCUGGUGGCUUUGGCUCAUUUAUUAUCACUAAUCGCCCUGUUAUCAGUCUUCCUUUUGGUUUUCCUGAUGGAGAUAUAGUCAUAUUCAUUGGGGACUGGUACACUCGAAAUCACAAGUCUUUACGGGCUGACCUUGAUGCUGGUAAAGAGCUGGGAAUGCCUGAUGGGGUCCUUAUCAAUGGCAAAGGACCAUACAAAUACAAUUCUUCGCUUGUUCCAGAUGGCAUUGAUUAUGAAACGAUAAAUGUUGAUCCAGGCAAAACUUAUAGAGUUCGGGUGCACAACGUGGGAGUCUCAACAUGUUUGAACUUUAGGAUUCAAAACCAUAACUUGCUCUUAGCAGAAACAGAAGGAACCUACGCCUCACAGCAGAACUUUAGUAGCAUAGAUAUCCAUGUAGGGCAGUCCUACACUUUUCUGGUCACAAUGGAUCAGAACGCAAGCAGCGAUUACUAUGUCGUCGCAAGUCCAAGAUUUGUGAACCAAUCAACUUGGCAGAAUGUCACCGGUGUCGCCAUCUUGCACUAUUCCAACUCCAUGGGAAAAACAUUUGGAACUCUUCCGGAUCCUCCCAAUGACGUCUACGACACAUCCUAUGCCUUAAAUCAGGCCAUGUCCAUCAGGCAAAAUGUAUCUGCAAGUGGAGCCCGCCCGAACCCACAAGGAUCAUUCCAUUACGGCUCUGUUAAUGUCACGGAUGUUUACAUCCUAAAGAGUUUCCCACCAUUGAUGAUUGAUGGGAAGCUCCGAUCCUCGUACAACAUGAUAUCCUUUGUCAAUCCCAAGACUCCAAUCAAGCUUGCUGACGAAUAUAAUGUUCCGGGCGACUACAAACCUGACUUCCCAACCAAGCCAAUGACCAGACCACCUAAGAUGGACACAUCAAUCAUCGACGGCACUUACAAGGGAUUUAUUGAAAUUGUACUGCAGAACAAUGACAGUGUUGUUCAGAGCUUUCACAUGAGCGGUUAUUCUUUCUUUGUGGUCGGAAUGGGUUAUGGAGAAUGGACUGAGAACAACAGGGGAUCAUAUAAUAGAUGGGAUGCGAUAUCCCGUUCAACUACACAGGUUUUUGCAGGAGGGUGGACAUCUGUGUUGGUAUCUCUUGACAAUGUUGGGGUGUGGAACCUUAGAACAGAAAACCUUGACAGAUGGUACUUAGGCCAAGAAACCUACCUCAGAAUCACCAAUCCGGAAGAUACCGGAAACAAAACCGAACUCCCCGCUCCAGAGAAUGUUCUUUACUGUGGCGCCCUUGCUUCGAUGCAGAAGCAUCAAAAAACAUCUUCUGCAGCAACCCUUCAUGGAAGUUUGAGGUUGGUUCUAUCGACUCUGUUUCUAUCUGUAGCUGUCAUCAUCUGCUUCCAUUUUCACUGAGGUUUAAGUGCUUUAGAGCAGUGGGUAGGGGUACUUUUGGAAUGGAGAUUGUUUGGGCGUUUUUGGUGUUCUGCUGAUUUUCUUUAACCAUUUUUUUUACCUAUAAAAAAAGAGGUAAAAAAAAUGUGCUCAAGAAGUUUGUGUACUCAUGAUGACUUGUAUGACCAAAAUUUGUAACAACGGAUUUGAUUAUUCUA